AUGUCGGGCGGGAAUAAUUACGCUUUGGGAUACCAAGCACAACUUCAUCAUGGCCGAUCUCUAAGUUUUAACGGCGUACGACCGGUAAACAGCGGGUUGUUCCAUGAUGGGACACACGAUCAACACCGAAACAGCUUGGAUGUUCCGGUUUUGUCACAGCAAAGACGAAGUGUGGAUGCUGGGCUGCAGAACGCCGGCCGAAAUGGCUUGCCACGGAUAUCCCCAAAUGGAUUCUACGCAGGAGGAAACUUGGUUAAUCAUGAUGGAACUGCCUAUCAACCCAUCAUUGGGACGAAUCAAGGUACUGGGGGAUUUGACCAGGCCAACACAGUUCGCCCCGCGUCUGGGUUGCAGAACACGCAAAAUAUGACCGUUGAAAAUUGGGGAAACUUCAGCCGGCAGGACUUCAGACGGGUUAUUUCUGCGGCUUUUGAAAUGUAUAACCCAAUGAGGAACCCAAACAGAUCGACAAUUCUUCAAUCAGCGAGAAUGCUGCUAUCAGCUCUUACUCGGGAACACAUCAGGGACCUUCCUCGAACAGAUCUAGAUAUAAUUUGUGCAAAGGAGCAUUUAGGGGCUUGUUACUUUCUACUAGGCGAGUAUUCCGAGUCGGAAAGAUUCCGUCGAGAAAUUUUACAAGCAAGAGAAAACGCAAGGCCGCCAGACCUGGAGCGUGUUUUAGCAGCCCGGCAAAACCUCGUCGCGUCUUUGUUAGAAGUUGCCAAUGAGAGGGCUAAAACAGAUGCGCAAAGUGCAUACACGAAAAACUACGAAGCACUGAACCUUGCUGUCAAGAAUGCUUGCACAAGACGCGACCAAGAUCGAGGGAUCGACGAGGAUUUUGCGGAUGUGCUCCAAUGCUGCAAUAGACUUCUCAAGAAUACCUCUAUAUCUUUUCAUGAGAAAUCUAAUCUUCUUACUCUUCGGAUACGCGCACUACUCAAAGGCAACGAUGAACAAAAAGUCAAAGAAUUACGGUACGAAGUCUUUGAAGAUCUUACAAACACACGAUUGGACCUAGCUGGUCUUUACGGACUCAACCUCAACAAACAUAGGGAGGCAAAUGCAACGUACAACUGCAUUGAACCUAGCAUUCAGAUAUACCGGUCUUCUAUGCAACAAGGAGACUUAUAUUCGCAACAGCGUAUUGCAAAUCUCGACAACACUGUCAAGCUCCGUUGGAAGAUGAUGCUGCAGCAGAAAAGAGAAGAUAUACGCAAGGCCCAAGAACAACAAGAAAGGCAGAAUCGACUCUCAAAUGCCGCCUUGGGACAAGAUAUACGUAGGCCAGAGACGAGCAUGUCCAUAUCAUCCAACAUCACCAUGAUCUCAAGAUCGACAUCCAUUCUAUUGGAUGUGAAUUUACCAUCAAAUGAUGUUAGUGCUAUUCAGGGAAGCAAAAAACGAAUGUACGAAUUUAUUCAAUUUCGCAAAUCGAUUCUUGCCGGUCGGUAUGAUCCUAACAUGCAGCCAAUCCGCCUUACCGUCAUUGAUACGGGGCUCGAUGACACCCAUCCUUUCAUCUCGAAUAGUGGUUGGAAGCGCAAUAGAGAUUCCGAUAGAAAGGCAUUGUUCAAAGAUUUUGAGGGUGACAGCGUAACGCCUGUUGACGAGGAUGGGCAUGGAACAUUUAUUGCUGGUAUAGUGCUUCAGAUUGCUCCUGAAGUAGAACUAUCUGUGGCACGGAUUUGUAAAAAUCAUUCAUCCAUCAAAACGGAUCAAGCUGUCGAAGAGAAGAUUGCUAGGGCAAUCGUGUAUGCCGUUGACGUGUGGCAGACAAAUAUAAUCUCUCUCUCACUCGGGUUUGAACGACCAUCGUCGGGAAACCUACAAGCUGCCAUCUCAAAGGUGCAACAAAACCACAACGUCAUACUUCUUUGUGCGACCGGCAACUCCGGGAAUGAGAUCGUGGGGCCAUUGUUCCCUGCUAAAUCACAUGGAAUUUUUAAGAUUUUCGCGACUGACCAUUCUGGGGUCAUCUCCAAUAUCAGUACAGCCAAAACGUCUGACUCCGACUUCUGCUUCAGUGUUCUUGGGUGCAACAUUGAAUCAACCUGGCCUUCAGCGCCAGAAUUAAGGGAGAGAGCGGAGCGUAAUGGGUUCAAAGUAACCGAGAGAAUGAGAAAGGGUACCACUGCUGGGUUAUGGACUGUGAUGUCUGGCACUUCGUUUGCAACUCCAGUAGCUGCAUCACUCGUUGCCAUUUUGUUUCAGUUCUACGAUGAGAACGCGCACAAGGUGCGUUUACGACAAGGUGUUUUUUUCAAAACAGUGGAGGUGCUUAAACGUGUUUUGUUGUCCAUGAGCAAUGCGGGACGCGAUGGAUACAAUCAUUUGGUUCCAACCAAGGGCAGGGGGGAUGACUUCAACUUCAUUAAUGCGCUUCCGGGAGAGACACGAACGAAUUUCUUUGCAAGGAGAUUAACCGAAGUUGUUUGGAGGAUAUAG
This is a messenger RNA of Colletotrichum truncatum, 2448 nucleotides long. RefSeq names its product lipid acyl hydrolase. Lineage: Eukaryota; Fungi; Ascomycota; Sordariomycetes; Glomerellales; Glomerellaceae. Gene Ontology annotation, molecular function: serine-type endopeptidase activity. The record is from RefSeq and is a predicted model, not a curated record. Gene Ontology annotation, biological process: proteolysis.